ACGCUCGAUUCUCGGCUUAUUGCUCCCAUGAUUAUACUACUCCUUUUUAUACCUAUUGAAUUAGUUAAAGCGGAAGUCAUAACACUGACACCAGAAACCUUUUCUGACAAGAUAAAGGAGAAAGAUACUGCGUGGUUUGUAAAGUUUUGUGUUCCUUGGUGUAAACACUGCAAGAAAUUGGGGAAUUUGUGGGAAGAAUUGGGAAAAGCAAUGGAGGGAGACGAUGAAAUUGAAAUUGGUGAAGUAGACUGUGGUACUAGCAGAGCUGUUUGCACCAAAGUUGAAAUUCACUCAUAUCCAACAUUUAUGCUAUUUUACAAUGGAGAAGAAGUUUCAAAAUAUAAAGGGAAAAGAGACGUUGAAUCGCUGAAGGCGUUUGUUAUAGAGGAAACUGAAAAGGCAGCUGAAAAAUCGCAGCUUGAAGACAAGGAACUGUGAUACAACUAGUCAGUGAUUAUUAGAACCUGAUACAUUAUUCCCUUUGGUUUUCAGUAUGCCUAUGCAGUUGUGUGACUCUUACUGUUAGUUAGAUAGGCAUGGCUUCAAAAUUCGAUAUCCAGCACGAUGGACGAACAUCUUUGGCUUUAAAGGUUUUUCACACCACUGUUUUGCUAAAAUUUUCAGUUUCCAUUUUAUUUACAGUCAGAUAGGCAAAGGCAGAAGUGCACUUACUCGAGAUUUCUUACAAGUUUGUGUUGUAUGUUCGUUUUAAGAUUAGCUGCAGACAAAAGUUCUUGCUUUGAAAUUUCAUAUUCAGUUGAUUGUCAGAACUACUAAUAUGCAUUAGUAACCUUGAGAAAGAGACAGAGUAAUGCUAACUUUAACUGUCUUUUGAGAAGUGAAAAAAACAUGAUUCUACUG
Molecule: messenger RNA, 861 nt
Organism: Arabidopsis arenosa
Lineage: Eukaryota; Viridiplantae; Streptophyta; Magnoliopsida; Brassicales; Brassicaceae
Source: the annotation of a GenBank genome assembly